AUGUCAGAUGGCCUCGAGCACCACAAGCACCAUGACCCAACCAACUUGGGCAUGGUGAGCAGUCCUCACGGCCCAGAAACGGGAGAUGACCACGCCCACCUCCCUGCCGACUUCCCUGCAGCGGGGCCCUCAGAGGGCGAGGUGGCUCGAAUCUUCGACAAGAUUCUAUUCCCAGACGACCUCUACACCCCCGAGGGCGUCUACUGGGCCGAUCUUCCCUUUGGCCAGCAGAUGAAGUUUAACACCGCCGUCGAUAAUGCCGAAGCAAAGAAGGAACUGGGUACCAUCUGGUCAAUGAUCAAGCAGGAUCCAUUGAGCCCAAUUUCCUGGUAUUUUAAGAACGCCGUCCUGCCUGGGGCAGGUUUGGGUCUCGAGGGAUACGUUCUUUUCUCCAUCGGUAACUUGACGCCACUUUUCUCUGCGGUCUGGCCGCAAUGCUGGAAGACCUACAAGGUCUGCAACAAGCAGUGGACCUUUGCGGUCACUUACCUUGAAAUCGUUGGUAUCAUCAUUGGUCAAGUCCUCGUUGGUUUUAUUGGUGAUUCGAUCGGUCGUCGAUGGGGUCUAAUUCAAGACGCCUUGAUUAUGUUUGGCGGUCUUCUCAUGCUCACUGCUUCGUGGGGUGUCUCCCUGAACGGAUGGGUCAUCUGCUACACUCUCUCCUUGAUGUUCUACAGCAUCGGUGUUGGUGGAGAAUACCCCAUGACUGCUACCGCCGCCAUGGAGAACGCCACCGGAUCUGGCAAAAUCUCGACGAGGGAGGACCGUCUCCACCGUGGACGUAAAGUGACCAUGGCCUUCUUAAUGCAAGGUUGGGGUCAAUUCUUUAACCAGGCCAUCCUGAUCGUCCUUCUCCUCAUCUUCCACCACAGUGGGAAGCCGCCAUAUUCUCUGGUCUCUGCUCAAUGGACAUUCCGUGUCUCUUUCGCCAUUCCAGCAAUCGGUACUCUCUGGCUCGUCUACUACCGUGCCUACAAGAUGCCUCUCGCAUCCAAGCAACUAAAUGCAGCGAAGAAGAGGGCCAAGGUCACUGGAUAUGAUGUCCAAUCCUUGAAGCUGAUAUUCAAGUACUUCACUCCCCGCCUCAUUGCCACUGCCGGAUCCUGGUUCGCCAACGACGUUUUCUUCUAUGGCAACAAGCUCUUCCAAUCCACAUUCAUUGCUGCCAUCGAUCCUUCCGUUGCUAAAACCGGCAACAUCAUGACCAGCUGGCUCUGGAACUUCGUCAACAUCGCUGUCUCCCUCUGCGGUUACUACCUGGCCUCCUUCCUGAUCGACAACAAGUUGGUCGGACGAAAGCGAAUGAUGCAACUCGGUUUUCUCAUGGACUUCGUCCUCUUCGUCGUCCCUGCGUUCCACUACAACUACUACAAAUCCGUCAAGGGCGUCCACGCCUUCCAGGCCAUGUACUUCCUAUCCUCCUUCUUCAACCAGUUUGGUCCUAAUGCAGUCACCUUCCUCGUGGCCGCGGAAGUUUUCCCGACCUCCGUUCGAGCCACCGCCCACGGCUUCUCCGCCGCCUGCGGCAAGCUCGGCGCCCUCCUCGCAACAGUGGUUUACAACUACAUCGACACACAGCAAAAGUUCUACUUCGUGCCCUGGUUCGGUCUCGCAGGCAUGCUCGUCACUUGGCUCUUCCUCCCAGACACCACCGGUCUCGAUCUCAAGGAGCAAGAACGCCGCUGGAUGUACCUCCGCCAGGGCCGAGAAUCCGAGUACCACGGCAUCGCCGUGCACCCUCGCCAUCUGUCUGUGUGGGAGCGCAUGCGGGGCGCCGGCAAGUACUACGACCCUAAGCAGGACCGCAUCGACCAGGUCAAGGAUCUCCGCAAUGAGUGGGAGUACCGCCAAGCGGAGAAGAGCAAGGAUGAGGCCGGGCUCAUGGAUACCGAUGACCUCCAAUUCCCUGAUGAAGUCCACAACCACUUCAUGCGUACUUCGAAUAUCAAGGGCAAGUUGCGGGAUACGUCUUCUGAUAACAUUUCCAAUGAAAAGGCUGUUGUGAACUAG
This is a messenger RNA of Hyaloscypha bicolor E, 2010 nucleotides long. Its product is annotated as putative MFS transporter. Lineage: Eukaryota; Fungi; Ascomycota; Leotiomycetes; Helotiales; Hyaloscyphaceae. The coding region runs from base 1 to 2010 and encodes 669 amino acids. Gene Ontology annotation, biological process: transmembrane transport. Gene Ontology annotation, molecular function: transmembrane transporter activity. Gene Ontology annotation, cellular component: membrane. The transcript is spliced from 3 exons. The record is from RefSeq and is a predicted model, not a curated record.